AUUGUGUUUUGCACUCAAUUUGAAUGAAGCGCUCAAUCGUUGCAUUCAUUCAUUGAAUGCCUUUAUGUGUGAAAUGAGUGCGCAUUCAGUCAUACAGUCGUUGAGUGACUCAAUGAAUGGCAAUCAAUCCAAACGUCUUUUACGUUAUGUUUUGCUUCAAAAUGAGAGAUCAGUUCAAGUGAUAGUAUAGUGAUUGUGGUGUCAGUCAUACCACUAGUGAUCCGAUCCAGUCAUGGACUCAGACCUCCAGAUACUGACCCUUCCCUACAAUACGGACCUGUCGUCCCUCUACUCACAAACCAAUAAUAAUAUCGCAAUUGUUUUGAUUGUCUUUCAGUCACUGCUUUUGAUCUCAAUAGUAUUAAUCAGUUUUCUGGUGCCACUGAACGACAAAAGUGUGCAAAAGUAUUUGGCUUUCAAUGAAUCCAAUGAAUCCAAUGAUAAGCUCUUGAGUCCCUAUUCCGUGACAAUCUAUUGUCAUAUCGUCAUAUGGUUUGUAAUACUUGUCAUCCGGUAUUACAUGAGAAGCGUUUACUACCGAAGACUUCGGAUAUUGGGUUACUAUAAACACCACUCUUUGGUCAAAACCCUAUCUCUCAUCCCUUCCCUCGUAUUGCAUAAAACCAAUGCUUUACUCCUACUGUUGUCCACAAUCCUCUAUAUGUACGGACAAAAUGUGGUCAAAAUUGGAGAUAAAAUACAUUUAAAGGCAACCAAUUUUGAACAAAUAAUUAUAACCAUAUCGGUUGCCAUUAUAUCGCCGUUUCUCAUGAAAUGGUUGUACCACGAGAUCCGGUUCCGCAGAGAUCGCAAUCCGCCCGACAUUUUCUGUGUCGAAGAUCCCCAGCAUUUGGUCACAUCGGCCGGACUUAAUGAGAUCGGAGUCAGGCCAUCAUCUUAUUUGGAGGACUUAUUGGAAAAACAGGCGGAUUUGAUAUAUAAUCUCAAACUACAAAAUACUCACUUAAGACAAAUGCUAUAUAAAGUGACCCAAAGGUCCGCACGAGAGUCACUUCAGUCCAGUUGAACACCAGUUGCUUUCAAUAUUUCGACAUUUUUCCAGC
Messenger RNA from Oppiella nova, 1064 nucleotides. The record is from the annotation of a GenBank genome assembly. NCBI's taxonomy places the organism in Eukaryota, Metazoa, Arthropoda, Arachnida, Sarcoptiformes, Oppiidae.